AUGGGGUCUUCGUUGUGUAUUAAAAAAAGUAAUCAGAGGUGUUAUGACUCAAAAGGGUCAGUAAGUGAUUCAGAAUCAUCUUCUAUUGACCCACAAGAGUUACGACUAAUACAAAGACAAACUCAAAAACAAUCUUCUACAGUGUCAUCAGUUAUUGAGACGACACAAAUUAAUGAAGAGAAGAAGAAAAUAAUUUAUAUUUUUAAAAAAAGAACACUGUCAAAUCAAUUUGAAGAAUCAUUAUUAUUUGAAAUUAGUAAAUAUUUAAAGACUGAACAGGACUAUAAGAAUUAUUCACAAAUUAAUAACAGAUUCUCUAAAAUACUUUCAAAAUAUCAUUAUAAUCCAAUUAAAUCAUUUCUUUUAUUUAAAGAAGUAACUACUCAAUUUUUAUUUACAAAGAAAGAUAUUAGACUUCCAAAAGCAAAUAAAUUCAUAUGGCUAUUCCCUGUUCAUAUUGGAGAAGCAUUAAGAUAUUCACCUGAGAGAAAUAUAUUUCGUAGUAUUAAAUUAACUCAAAAUUAUAUUCAUUUUCAUGGUGAUUUAAUUCCAGUAGAAACUAACAUUAUUGGAGAUAAAGCUUUCUUUAUGAGAAAAGAUCUUAUUUCCAUUACAAUUCCAACAAGAGUUCGUUGUUUACAAAGUGCAGUUUUUGAAGGGUGUUGUAGUUUAAAAGAAAUUAAUAUACCUUCUUCAGUAACUUCAUUAGGAGAGAGAUGUUUUAAAGGAUGUACUUCAUUAACUAGUUGUAAAAUGACUGAAUCAAUAAGAAGUAUUGGAAGAGAAUGUUUUAAUGAAUGUUAUUCUUUAAAAAAUGUUGAGUUACCUUCUCUUCUUGUAUCAAUAAAAGAAUAUUCAUUUCUUAAAUGUCCUUUUAAUGAAAUGAUACAAACCCCUCCAUUACUUCAAUUAUUACCACUUAGUUGUUUUGAGUAUUCUACACAACUUCGUAAUGUUAUUUUUCAUUCUUCUGUAGAAUCAUUAGGAGAACAUUGUUUUGCACAUUGUAUAAGAUUAGAUAGAAUUGAAUUACCAAUAUCAUUAACAUCUCUUGGAGAAGGUUGUUUUUGUUAUUGUGAAAAUUUAAAAGAAAUUAUUAUAAAUGAACAAUUACAUGUUUUACCAAAAAAUUGUUUUGAAAAUUGUGAAUCAUUAGAAGCAGUAAUUAACAGUCAAUUUAUUCAUCAAUUAAAUGAAAGUGUAUUUGAAAAUUGUUGUUCAUUACAAACAAUUUUAUUAUCACCAUAUCUUCAAAAACUUCCUCAAAAUUGUUUCUUUAAUUGUUGUUCAUUAAAAGAAAUUAAUUUACCAUUUACAUUAACUUCUAUUAACUCAAAUUGUUUUUAUAAUUGUAAAUGUCUUGAAACAAUUGAUUUACCUUCACAUUUAAAAGAAAUUCAUUCAAACACUUUUGCUUUUUGUACUUCUUUAGAAUAUAUUUCGUUGCCACGUUCUAUUACUUUAUUUGGAAAUAAUUGUUUUAAACAAUGUCUUAAAUUAAAACAACGUAUUAAUGUUCCUGAUUAUUGUUUCCAACAAAUUUCUUUCUUCUAA
Molecule: messenger RNA, 1554 nt
Organism: Entamoeba dispar SAW760
Lineage: Eukaryota; Evosea; Mastigamoebida; Endamoebidae
Exons: 2
Coding region: 1-1554 (517 amino acids)
Source: RefSeq, a predicted model, not a curated record